This is a messenger RNA of Pseudopodoces humilis (Tibetan ground-tit), 7059 nucleotides long. NCBI's taxonomy places the organism in Eukaryota, Metazoa, Chordata, Aves, Passeriformes, Paridae. The record is from RefSeq and is a predicted model, not a curated record.
ACUCCCACUUUCACAUCCCUGUGCCUGAUUUGAAGUGACAGUGAGCGGAAGCAUAAGGUAUCUCUCAUUCUGUUUGGACUCCUUGUUUACAGAAGAGUGAUGGAGAUGCUAUUAAGCACAAAAGGCAUCACCAUAUGCCUGUUUUUCUUUGUAUUGAGUUUGGCAGCAGCUAUUGAAAUACCAUUAUCAGUUUCCCAGCUUCCAACAAUCACGGAGCAAUCCCACACCCAGGUUGCCUACCCCUUUGAUGAGGACUUCACCAUCAAAUGUGAAGCCAGAGGAAACCCCCAGCCCACCUUUAACUGGACUAAGGAUGGAAAACCAUUUGAUUUAUCAUCUGACCCAAGGAUAGUUACAUCUAACAACUCUGGAACUUUUGUGAUCCAAAACCGGGGAAUCAUCAACAAUUUCCAGGGGAAAUAUCGCUGCUUUGCAUCCAACAUGCUGGGAACUGCCAUGUCAGAAGAAAUUGAGCUGAUUGUUCCAAGUGUGCCAAAAUUCCCAAAAGAAAAAAUCGAGCCUCUGGAUGUGGAGCACGGAGAUUCUGUGAUCCUGCACUGCAACCCCCCAAAAGGCAUCCCCCCUUUGCAUAUCUACUGGAUGAAUAUUGAUCUGCAGCACAUCCCACAGGAUGAGAGGGUCUCCAUGAGCCUGAAGGGAGAUCUCUACUUUGCCAACGUGGAGGAAAGUGACAGCAGGAGUGACUAUUGCUGCUUUGCAGCCUUCCCGAGGCUCAGGACCAUCGUGCAGAAGAUGCCGAUGACACUGAAGGUUUCCCGCUUAAAGCAUGCUAAUGACUCAGGCUCACCUAACGCUGCUGUUACUAAGGCAAAUUUUAUCAAGGAAAGGAAACCCAAACUGCUGAUCCCUCCUGAAUCUGCUGGCAGUAGCUCAUCAGUCACUGUCAUCAAGGGAGGUGUCCUGCUCCUGGAGUGUAUUGCUGAAGGGCUCCCAACUCCUCAUCUCAGCUGGGUGAAGGUCAUGGGAAACAUUCCCAAGGAUGAGCCAGAGACAGAGAAUUUUGGGAAGACCCUGAAGAUUGACCAGGUGACAGCAGCUGAUGAGGGGACGUACCAGUGCACGGCCAGCAACCCCAUGGGCAGCGCCAGUCACAAGUUCCAUGUGCAUGUGGAAGAGCCUCCCCAGUGGCUGAAGAAGCCCGAAGGUGGUGUCUACAGCGUGGGGACAAACCUGGUGCUGCUGUGCGAGGCCAUCGGGAACCCCGAGCCCAGCAUCCAGUGGAAGCUCAAUGGGAUGCCCAUCGAUGGCAGGACCUUCCGAGGGAGAAUCUCCACCAGGGAGAUCAGCCUGACCAACCUGCAGCUGCAGGACAGCGCCGUGUUCCAGUGCGAGGCCACCAACAAGCACGGCACCAUCCUGGCCAGCGCCAACAUCAACAUCCUCAAUAUUGCCCCCCUGAUACUGACCCCAGAUGAGGAAAACUACGCCACAGUCGUGGGUUACAGCGCCUUCCUGCACUGUGACAUCUUUGCCUCACCUGCAGCAGAUGUCAGAUGGACUAAGGAUGACAGCAUAGAGCCCCUUUCAACGUUUCGUUACGAGCUGAACAAGAACGGCACCCUGGAGAUCAGGGACACCAAGAAGGAGGAUUCGGGAUCCUACGCCUGCUGGGCUGCAAAUUCCGUGGGGAAAAGAGCAAUCACUGCUAAUCUGGAUAUAAGGGAUGCUACAAAACUUGUUGUUACUCCAAAGAGCCCCCGAGUGCUGAAAUCACAUUCCAUUUUAUUGAAAUGUCAGGCUGAGUAUGAUUCCCACUUGAAACACAGUUUUAAAUUAUCCUGGAGGAAGGAUGGAGAUGAGCUGCCAGUCAACAGCACGGAAGGUGGCAGGAUAAUUCUGGACAGGGAUACCCUGUUCAUAUCCAAUGUGCUCCUGGAGGAUCAGGGAGUUUACACAUGUGUGGCCAGCACUGCCCUGGACGCCGCCGAGGCCGAGGCACAGCUGAUCGUUCUGGAUGUUCCUGACCCACCAGAAGACCUCCAGCUGUCGGAAAACCAAAACCGGAGCGUUCGGCUCUCCUGGAAAGCUGGGGCCAGCCAUAACAGCCCUGUUAAUGAAUCAAUUAUAGAGUUUGAAGAGAACCGCUGGGAGCCGGGGAGGUGGCAGGAGCUCAGCAGAGUGCCAGGGAAUGACACCACAGCCCUGCUGUCCCUGGCCCCAUAUGUGAAUUACCAGUUCCGUGUGGUGUCCGUCAAUGCCGUGGGCAGGAGCCAGCCCAGCAAACCAUCCCUGCGCUAUGCCACCCCUCCAGCUGCUCCAGAUAAAAACCCAGAGAACAUCCGAGUUGAAGCCUCUGAACCCAAUGAAAUGGUGAUGAAAUGGGAGCCACUGAAGCCCGUGGAGAGGAACGGGCCGGGGCUGGAGUACAAAGUCAGCUGGAGGCAGCGGGGUGUGGAGACCGACUGGAACGAGGAGCUGGUGAAGAAACACUCCCUGAGCGUGCGGAACGUGCCCACCUUCGUGCCUUACGAGAUCAAAGUCCAGGCAGUGAAUAAUUUAGGAUCUGGCCCCGAACCAAAUGUCACCAUUGGAUAUUCAGGAGAGGACGUUCCAGAUGCUGCUCCUUCGGGCGUGUCGGUGGAGGUUGUGAACAGCACCCUGGUGAAAGUCUUCUGGUUUGGGAUACCAAGGGACAGAGUUCGUGGGCACUUAAAAGGCUACAAGGUCAACUGGUGGAAAACAAAAAACAUGCUGGAUGGAAAGAGGCAUCACCCAGAGAAACACUUCCUGACGUUUGUAGGAGACAGGAACUAUGGGAUGAUUCCUGGCCUGGAGCCCUUCAGUGAAUUCCGCUUGACAGUUUUGGCUUUCAACUCCAGAGGAGAUGGCCCUGAGAGCUCCCCUGUGGUGUUUGAAACUCCAGAAGGAGUCCCUGAACAACCACGUUUCCUCCGGAUCCUGAACUUUGACAAGGACUCGGUCACUCUGUCCUGGGGGCUUCCCAAGAAAGCCAAUGGCCACCUCACAGGCUACGUCCUACAGUACCAGAUAAUCAACGAGACGCACGAGGUGGGCGCCGUGAGCGAGGUGAGCGUCACCAACCGCUCCGUUCUGAGCUGGCGCCUGGCGGGGCUCAGCCCCAGCACCAAGUACAAGUUCUACAUCAAAGCCUGCACGGCCAAGGGCUGCGGGAAGGCGGCCACCGAGGAGGGGCUGACGCUGGCCCAAGGCACCUACGCUGGCAUUUACGAGGGGAUUUCCACCCAGGGCUGGUUCAUUGGGCUGAUGUGCGCCAUCGCCUUGCUCACCCUGCUGCUGCUAACGAUCUGCUUUGUCAGAAGAAAUAAAGGAGGCAAAUAUUCAGUGAAAGAGAAAGAAGAUUUGCAUCCAGAUCCCGAAGCUCAAUCAAUAAAAGAUGAAAUCUUUGGGGAAUAUAGUGACAGCGAUGAAAAGCCGCUGAAAGGCAGCCUCCAGUCACUUAACGGGGACAUUAAAGCCACUGGAAGUGCUGAUAGUCUGGUAGAUUAUGGAGAAGGGGAGCAUGGCAUGUUCAAUGAAGAUGGUUCAUUUAUUGGAGCUUAUUCUGGAUCUAAGGAAAAAGGAUCCGUGGAAAGCACUGGGAGUUCUACGGCAACUUUUCCUCUCCACGCCUAAAACGAUUGGUGUUUAAUUGUGAUAUUUAUCCCGGCUAGCUCUCCACAGCUCCCGUGUGUGCUCGGGAGCAGGGGGCCAGUUGAGCCAGUCAGGAAAAUCCUGGCGUCCAGGUAAUACAAAAACGAGUCACUGCCACUAAAAGAUGAUUUUUCCAUCCUAAUUUCUAUAUGUUUCCUUCUCAAUAAAUCAGAAUAAUUCUUUAUUCUACCUGAUGUGUUAGUCUGAGCAAACCAGAGUUUCUCGGUGGUACAUCUGUAUCCUUACCCGCUGCUCCAGGUGUUUCUUAGGCUUGGAAUAUGUUUCUCUGUGUAGUAUUUUUGCCCUGUUCUCACAGGUGUAUGUGUAAAAUUCCCUCAUGGCCUCUGUUAUAAUCUCAAGGUUAUGGCACCAGCUAAAACAGCUCACUCUGCAAAGUGACACAAAGAGGAAAAUCAGAAUUUAAAAUACCAGAGAAAUAUAUUCUAUAUAUGGUAUAAUUUUUCCUAAAGAAUUAAACCCUUUUAUGUAUGAUAUUAAAAAAAAAACUGUUUUAGUGGUUACAGCUGACUUCAGCUACCAACACUUAGAAAUGCAGCUUUACCCACAGGAGAGUGUGGGUGAAGCUGCUGCCCAGUAGCUGGCACUAUUUCCUUAAAUAAGCUGCAGCUCUUUCCUGUGGCAAGGCAAAACAGGGUUCCCAUCCACCAUCAGUCGAAAUAUUUUUAAUUUUUCCCAGCUGCAAGCUGCAUUUCUAAGCAAACUCCUUGGUGUCUGUCUCAUAUCUGUAUAUUUGUGAGCUAGCCAACAUUUCAUGGAGACGUUGUACAUAUGAUAUUAAUAUUGAUACAAGUCCAGAGCAGCCUGGUUUUAUUUUGAUCUGAGACAUGUUGCUAGCAUGGGUCUGUAUAGCUGUGUAGGAAUGAGUAGAAUUGCUUCUCAAUAUGGAUUUGGACCAGCAAAAUUAGUUUUCAGAAGGAGUUGUGUGUAUAGGAACCAUCCAAACCUCACACCAUUUAAACAUCACCUAAACUAGACCUACCUGACUUUCAAGAGUUCAUUUCUUUUCAGCCUAUUCACUGUUAAAUAAACAAGAACAAAAAGCAAAGAGAAAAUAUUAUGGUAGAGUUUGUUUUCCUAUUUUGUUGACUGAAUGCUGGUUUAAAUCUGGUUCUUUGCCUCCCCAGCACUAACUCAGCCGAGCUGUACAGCACAUUUUUUUGGUCUUUUUGUAUUGGAAUCUCCUGAAUCUCUUUUUAAUGGCAUUUGCAUUCUUGAAUCUGCUUGUUUGAGUAGAGCAUCAACGUGGCUUCAUUUCUUCUGUCACUCCCAUUAGGAAAGUUUUUAAGUAGUUCCUGCAGGAGAAAUAGAUCCUAAAAGCUGUUUGGCAUCCUGCUAGCAAUUAGGCAAAUAUCCCCAAAUGGCUCCUCCAUGAUUUCAAUGGAAGAAAGAGGGGAAGCAAGAAUUACUCAGCUGGUUCUGAGUUUCCAGCAAGGGCCACGAUUAAGCCCAAGGAAAUGCAGAUUUUUUUUUUCCCAGUGGAAAGGCAAUGGAUCCCCCACAGCUCCCCCCAGGCUGGGGCUGCUCCUCAGAGCUUGGCAGCUUCGGGAAGCCUUUGGUGCUCAAGCUUCUGCUUUCCUGUGCCUCUUUUUGGGUUUUUGAUUGGAGCUUUUAAGGACUUUUUAUGUAACCUCUGUUUGGGAAAAGCAAACUCCAAAAGCCCCGUUCAGGCUAUGCCUGUGAGUGUAAAAUGGUGAGUGGAAAUCUGCCCUCAAUCAAGAAUUAUCCCAUCCCAUAUCAGUGACCCACAUUAUUCACUUCUUAUUAUUUAUAAAGUUCUAUUUUCUCUAUUUCACUCAAUCCAAACACCAAAAAGUCCAAAAGCCUUUUCAUUUUGGGGGGGGAAAGUAAUUUUCCGAAGAAGGGAGUGUACAAUUAGAGAAAUGUGAAAAUUGGCAUCUCAGCAACAGAGACAUUUCCCAGCAGCAUCUUUAACUGCUGACUCGUGUCUGCUGCAGCCCAAACCAGAUAAAAUCUAAGAACUGAUUAGCCUUGUGACAACCUGCUGCUUGCUUUGGGCUGGUUUUAAAGCAUUUCCUUAGGGAAUCAUCUGCAGUGAUCGAAGGUCUUUGAAAAUUAGGGAAUAAAAUUGGGGUGGGCUCCCCCAACUCCUCACUUUGGGCUGGGGGGAGGCUGUGCCUGCACACAUCACAUUUUCCUCUGGGUCACUGCAGAUAAACCAGACCCCUCACCCCAGAAAAUGCCUCUGUUUUAGAGAAAUGUUCCAUUUGUCUGUGAAGUUUCAGCCAUAUUAAUGGGUGCCAAAUGAUGCAGUCGUGGAUUUCAAUCCCCGUGCAGCUCUGGCUCUGCUGCUGCUGCUAAGAGGUGUUUGUGAUGUGCUGCUCAGCCGGGCUGGUGGCACUGCUUUGUCCACUCAGAUUUCAAUUCACAGCCUUAAAUCUUCAUCUUGGUGUUUCCAUGAUGCCUCAGGACCUAAAAAUCAAACAGGGAGGGAAAGAUGUGCAAUGGAACCUGGGUUUUUGAACUCGGGUUUUGCGGAAUACGCCCAAUGAAUAUUAAACAAGUGGCUCAAACUCCCAGGAAAUCUCACUCACCUGAGCUGUUUUCUCUGCCCCAAUCAUUUAUUUUCCUUUUUUUUCCCCUGCAUUGGGGUUUUAUUUCCUGCUGUAAAGGUACUUGGAAAGUGCAGGGCAUUGAUGGUUUUUUGGAGAUUGGCUUUCAAAAGUAAAUUAACAGAGCAAGCUGAGAUUUGUUGAGGAGUUUUUUGUCAUUGCAAGGAGCUGGGCUGUGUUUUUGUCUUGGUGUGAGACAGGUGAGAGGAAGUGUGAGCAUGUAGCUCAAUAAAAGUAUCACCAACUGCACUGCAGUUUAUGGAACUUCCUGAGUUGGAAAGGAUCCACAAAGUCAUCAAAGCCCAUCCAAAAAUCACUCCCUAUUCUGAAACAGUGCAUUGAGUAUUAAAUCUCUGAGUUGCUUUGUUUGGGACUUUUUUUGAUUUUUUUUGUUUUCUUUCCCUCCGGCCAGGGGAGUUUAUUAAAGUUAGCUGUCAGAAAUAAAUUUCUUUCAAAUUAAAUUUAAAAUUAUUCAAAUUUAAAUUUCUUCAAAUUAAUCAACACCUAGCAGGGAAUUCCAGCCUGCCUGCUUGGAGGAGGGAGUCCAGCCAUGGGAGCAGAACAGGGAAUUAUUAUUUAUCCAAUGCCAUGGCUGUGGUUGGGUUCCAUUUGCUUGUGACACAUUUUGCCUCAGUACAAGUGUGAAAUGGCACUCUCAGAUUUGAUAUCCAAGUUGAGCCAGGAUGUAAUUUCAACCCUCAAGGCAUUUCCCUGGCCCCAGGGAUCCAGGUUUGGGGAUUUAAGCAGCUUCUGGAAGAAGAGAGGGAUGGGUCUUGCUGAAAAAGUUGUGCAGUUUGGACUGUGCAUAAGAUUACAAGAUUAUAAGAUAAACAAA